AUGCGAGUGCUCCAGUCGCAAGAAAGUGUCAUGCUGGCCCAAGCAUCCGCGGAAGCGGUUGUCAUUGGUUUGGCAGUACUUCAUCUUGCACAGACUGUUCUGCGUUUUUCUGGGCGUAAUGAGUUUUUUCCAAUGCAUACAAUAUUGAAAGUCCGCA
This is a messenger RNA of Amoebophrya sp. A120, 157 nucleotides long. Lineage: Eukaryota; Dinophyceae; Syndiniales; Amoebophryaceae. The record is from the annotation of a GenBank genome assembly.